This is a messenger RNA of Mesoplodon densirostris (Blainville's beaked whale), 2859 nucleotides long. RefSeq names its product CLN5 intracellular trafficking protein (gene CLN5). Gene Ontology annotation, biological process: lysosome organization. The record is from RefSeq and is a predicted model, not a curated record. The coding region runs from base 1 to 1077 and encodes 358 amino acids. Lineage: Eukaryota; Metazoa; Chordata; Mammalia; Artiodactyla; Ziphiidae. The transcript is spliced from 4 exons. Gene Ontology annotation, molecular function: hydrolase activity, acting on glycosyl bonds. Gene Ontology annotation, cellular component: lysosome; lysosomal membrane.
AUGGCGCAGGCGGGGAGAGCUGGUCCGGGGGCCUGGGGGCGGCGGUGCGCGGGCGGGGAUGCGGCUCCGGUCUGCACGCCUUGGCGCUGGGCCUCCGCGCUGCUCUGGCUGGCGACGGCGGCAGCGGCGGCGGCGAGCGGCCCCUCCCGGCGCCAGUGGCCGGUGCCCUACAAACGCUUUUCCUUCCGUCCAGAACCAGAUCCUUACUGUCAAGCUAAAUACACUUUCUGUCCCACUGGCUCCCCUAUCCCAGUGAUGAAGGAUGAUGAUGUCAUUGAAGUCUUUCGAUUACAAGCCCCAGUGUGGGAAUUUAAAUAUGGAGACCUCCUGGGACACUUGAAAAUUAUGCACGAUGCCAUUGGAUUCAGGAGUACUUUAACUGGAAAGAACUACACAAUGGAAUGGUAUGAACUUUUCCAGCUUGGAAACUGCACAUUUCCCCAUCUCCGACCUGAAAUGAAUGCCCCUUUCUGGUGUAAUCAAGGAGCUGCCUGCUUUUUUGAAGGAAUUGAUGAUAUUCACUGGAAGGAAAAUGGGACGUUAGUUCUAGUAGCAACCAUAUCAGGAGACAUAUUUAACAAAAUGGCAAAGUGGGUAAAACAGGACAAUGAAACAGGGAUUUAUUAUGAGACAUGGACUGUCCAAGCCAGCCCAGAAGAAGGGGCAGAGACGUGGUUUGAAUCCUACGACUGUUCCAAAUUUGUGUUAAGGACGUAUAAGAAGUUGGCUGAACUUGGAGCGGACUUCAAGAAGACAGAAACCAACUAUACAAGAAUAUUUCUUUACAGUGGAGAACCUACUUACUUGGGAAAUGAAACAUCUGUUUUUGGGCCAACAGGAAACAAGACUCUUGCUUUAGCCAUAAAAAGAUUUUAUUACCCUUUCAAACCACAUUUGUCAACUAAAGAGUUUCUUUUGAGUUUCUUGCAGAUUUUUGAUGCCGUGAUUAUACACAGACAGUUCUAUUUGUUUUAUAAUUUUGAAUAUUGGUUUUUACCUAUGAAAUUCCCUUUUAUUAAAAUAACAUAUGAAGAAAUCCCUUUACCUAACAGAAACAGAACACUCUCUGGUUUAUAAAACCUUAAUUCUACUGCUUUUUUUUCUACUAGCACAUCAGUUUUUCAGGGAGUGGUUUUACCUGUGUGGAUUUCUUAGGCCUUUCUUCCUUGGGACAGAAAGGUAAAAUAUACAGGGGCAGAAUUGCUGCAUAAUAAUAUCUAGGGAAUUUUUUUGGAAAGAAGAUGAAAACGCUUAUUGUGUUGGCCAAAGUGGAACCCAUUAGGUGAUCUUGAUUUCAAUCUCCAAGGCUUUGUUAAUAUGGAGAAUUGUAUCAUAUCAUCAGAUAUACAGGAUCUUUGGACUCAGAAUGUGAAAUUGUGGAUAUGCUGUGCCAAAACUUUUAAAAUACUGUCAGUGACUUUGUCAUGGUGGGAGCUACUUUUUGCAGAUAUGGUAGUUACACUUUUUCAUUUAGGUACUUUCUGGUAGUUUUGACUGACUUUACAGCCUUUGUAACUUCUACAGCUAGUCCUAGUAGUUUGAUUUUCUUCUAUUCACUUAAAGAGUAAUUUGGGGGCUUCCCUGGUGGCACAGUGGUUGAGAGUCCGCCUGCCGAUGCAGGGGACACGGGUUUGUGCCCCGGUCCGGGAGGAUCCCACAUGCCGCGGAGCGGCUGGGCCCGUGAGCCGUGGCCGCUGACCCUGCGCGUCCGGAGCCUGUGCUCCGCAACGGGAGAGGCCACAACAGUGAGAGGCCCACGUACCGCAAAAAAAAAAAAAAAAGAAGUAAUUUGGACACCACAGCUGGAGUGGUCAUGCUUCCAGAUGUGGUAAAAUCAGUGAUAAAGAGCACACGUUUCUGGCUAGCAUUUUAGAACUAGCCAGUAACUGGUAUUUUGUGAUUUAAGCAACUUAUCAUUUCCAAACCUUAGUUUCCUUAUCUCGAAAAUGAUUCAUCUGUCAUGAUUGUUGUAAAGACUGAAGCCAUGUAUAGUUUGGCCUAGUAAGUUACCACAGUAAGUGGUAACUAUAACGAUUAAUCAAAGAACAAACUGCAUUGAUCUUGCCUAAUGUGGUGUACAUGCCACCCUUUCCUGGUUUUGUAAUAAUCACCUAGACUUUGAGCGGGCAGCAUAGUGCUUCUGCGGUUCUUCACACACAUGGAACAUGGAAGUAUCUGACUGCAGGUACAUCUGGGUGAACAGGCACCCUUUAACUAACUCCUUCACUGCUUCACACAGUCCCUCCGCCACCCACUUAAAGCUGCCAGCAGUGGAAGAAGGUACACUUCCCAGAGAGAGGGCAGGUUUUUGUCAAGGAUCUCCAAGUAGCCGUGCUUCCAUUAGGGCCACCAAACAAGGUUUCAAGGUCCUUUAAGUGUCUGAUAACUGAACACCUUGUUUCUAUUCAUGGAAAAAAUACCUACCAGUCAGGAAAAUGAUGAGGCAGAGAUCAGAGAAAACUAUCUGUAUUUAAUAUGUAAAUGUACCAAUUCUAUUCAGUUUCUGCCCACAUUUGAGUGCUUCCUAAGAGGUUAGUACAUUGAGUUCUCAUAAAAAGCUUAAGCGUAGGUACUCUACGUGAUUCAAAUGAGUAAACUGAGACUUAGAAAGGUUACGUGACCUUUCCACAGCUACCCACUUAGUGGUAAUGGAGCCUCAUUCUGAACCAAGUUCUGCUGACUGAAUGGGAUGCACCAUCAAGCAGGUUUUUCAGCGCUGCAUCAGACCAGUGCCUGGACCAUAAGUUACUAACACCAUAUGUUCUGGUCUGUGAGGGGGAACUGUUAAAGCAACUUGUUGGACUAAUUUUGUUUCUGUUGAAUCUAAUUAAAAAAAAAAAACCCGGGGGCUUGUACUUU